CUUCCGCUCCCUCCGGGAGGGACGGGGCUGCGGACCUGCGCUGACGUCACUUCCGGCGGGGCCUGGAGGAGGCAGCGACAACAUGGCCCUGAACGGAGCAGAGGUGGAUGAUCUGACCUGGGAACCCCCUUCUGAGGCGGAGACCAAAGUGCUGCAGGCGCGGCGGGAACGACAGGAUCGCAUCUCUCGGCUCAUGGGCGACUACCUUCUCCGGGGCUACCGCAUGCUUGGGGAGACCUGUGCCGAAUGUGGGACUAUUCUGCUCCAGGACAAGCAAAAAAAAUUGUACUGUGUGGCCUGUCAAGAGCUCAACUCCGACGUGGACAAAGAUAAUCCAGCUCUCAACGCCCAGGCCGCCCUCUCCCAAGCCCGGGAGCACCAGCUCGCCUCCACCGCAGAGCCUCCCCCCGCCCCCCACCUGGCCACGCAGCCCCCCGUCCCCCGGCCCGAGCACUGCGAGGGGGCGGCCGCGGGGCUCAAGGUAGCGGCCCAGGGGCGGUCCGCCCCGACCCCUUCCCCGCCGUCCCCGGACGUGCUGGCGGCCGCACAGUCGGCCCUCUUGCAGAAACUGUCCUGGGCGGCGGCGGAGCUGGGCUCCACCACCUCCUUGGAGACCAGCAUCCAACUGUGCACCCUGGUCCGGGCCUGCGCCGAGGCCCUGGGAGGCCUCCGCCAGUUGCUGCCCUGAGGGAAUCUCCAUCGGCUGCUGUCUUGAGAGAGCUUCCGGCCUGCCCUGGACCCGGCUGCUGGGAUCUGGCGGGAGGGGCCUCAAGAGAAAAGCACCCAGAAAAA
Ornithorhynchus anatinus (platypus) is the source of this 792-nucleotide messenger RNA. RefSeq names its product zinc ribbon domain containing 2 (gene ZNRD2). The coding region runs from base 83 to 688 and encodes 201 amino acids. The record is from RefSeq and is a predicted model, not a curated record. The transcript is spliced from 4 exons. Lineage: Eukaryota; Metazoa; Chordata; Mammalia; Monotremata; Ornithorhynchidae.